This is a messenger RNA of Necator americanus (New World hookworm), 1518 nucleotides long. RefSeq lists its product as uncharacterized. Gene Ontology annotation, biological process: DNA replication, removal of RNA primer. The transcript is spliced from 13 exons. NCBI's taxonomy places the organism in Eukaryota, Metazoa, Nematoda, Chromadorea, Rhabditida, Ancylostomatidae. The record is from RefSeq and is a predicted model, not a curated record. Gene Ontology annotation, molecular function: RNA-DNA hybrid ribonuclease activity; nucleic acid binding. Bases 1 to 1518 code for a protein of 505 amino acids.
AUGACCAGUGUUCUCCGUUAUUCUUAUUGUUGGCGCUGGAAUCCCUUAACAAUGAGAGCAGCAGCUCGACCAUUGCUCCAAUUUCGUCGACGGCCGCAAUUAAUUAUUUUGACAGAGUAUUCUUAUAGUCAGUCGACCGCUUCGCAAUCAACUCACGACGUUCGCGAAGUGUGUACUACGGGAUACUCCUUCAAGACAGCUGCCGGUCGCGUGUCUAAAUAUGGUGUGUACUGGGGUAGGGAUAACCCCAACAAUUCGAUAUGUGAAAUCCCUGGUAUAACGCAUGUGGCUGCUAUGCUAAUGGCUAUGAUAGACGCUGUCCGCGUUGCCAAGAAAGAUGACAAUGGUCAGAAAUUGGUCGUGUAUACAGAUUUUAACUGCCCGCCUGGUUUCCGUAACAAGUUGAAGACAUACGCGGCGAGAGAUUUUCACUCCUUUAGCGGGUGGAAGAUGAAGAAUGCUGUCCUUUUGAAGGAGUUGUACGAACUGACCAAAGACAUGAAUGUCUCCUUUAGACAUAGACCAGCAGUAAUGGACAGAAAGCCAAACUACGUUAUGGCGAAUAUUCUGGAAGAUGACGCGGACGGAAGAACGCCGAGUACAUCCUCUGAAGACUGGCCUAACGUCUACACUAUGGCUAUGUUCAAAUCAACCAGAAACGGAUUUACUGCCGCGUCCUUUGCUACAGUAUGGUCGGAUAAGCGAUAUGGAUGUGAUACAAUGCAACGUUUGGCAAUGGUACCAGCAACUCUUUUUCGAGCGCAGUUGGCUGCCAUUGAAGAAGCGCUCAAGCAAGCUGUUGACAACUGUUUGCCUCGCAUUGUUGUGGUAACUGACUCGCAGGUUUUCAUUCUUAGUUGGAGAAAUGGAUGGUUGAAAGCAAAUGGAUCCCCAGUCUCUAACAAAUUUCUCUACGAUCGCAUCCGAGACCUUGUCCACGCUGGCACUGAGGUUCGUUUUCGCUACCAAACCCCUGAGAAGGAUAGCGUGGAGUGGUCAUCGGCCAUUGAUAAGUGUUUCGAAUCCAUCGAUCUACCCAUUGUAGGCAAAGAUCGUUCGGAAUACAACAGAGACAUAUCAGAGCUGCUCGUCGAGAAAAAUUCGUUGGACGACUCCUGCAUGCAAAAAGUAAGAAUCUUCAAGAAUGGAACGAACUUCCACAGCGGUUUCGUCUGGGAAUCGAAUGGAAAGUUCCAUGAAAACGUAGUUAGAGUGGAAAAGAGAGUCUACCAUUACCUCCUAGACGUUCUUGAAAAGGCAUCUUCCUUGGGUCUUCACGAUCUCGUUAUUCGAACCGACUCCGUGCGGUUAGUGCUAUCAGCAGAGAACUGGCUUCCAAUAUGGCAUCGGAAUGGUUGGCGAAAUUCAUUGCACAAACCGAUUGCAGACUCUGACAUCUGGAAAAGAAUCUGGUCCUUGAAAAGAACCGUUAAGGUGUACUGGGAACUUAUGGAUCCUCCUGACGACAGCGAUAGAGAAGCUGCCAAGCAUUUGUCUCCAAAAGAGAAAACCCCUUAA